ACCUCAACUCCUUCAUGUCAUAAGUGCUACUUUCUUGAGUUUUUUCCCUAACGAAAUUUACCAUUGUAUAGCCAAAAUUUCAAUCUUUCUUGGUCCAAAAAAAGAGAAAAAUGGAUCGUAGAUCAUCGAUAGAGAGCGAAGGAAGUGUUCAUUUAGAGAUAAAUGAACUUAAUGGAAGGUUAAGUAUGACAGAAAGUGGAGGUCCAACAAUCUUUGAACCUCAAAGUCCAAUGGAGACAAAGAACAGCAGCACAACAAAUUCUGUUUCUCCGAAAAGACCAACGAUUCGUGCACCGGAGAAAAAGAUUACCCUUUUUGCUCUGAGGUUAGCAGUGCUUGAAAAAGCAGCAACUGGACUAGGAACACUUGGUUUCAUAUGGGCAACAGUUGUUCUUCUCGGCGGUUUUGCUAUCACUUUGAAUACAUCAGAUUUUUGGGUCAUAACUACUAUACUGUUAAUAGAAGGAACAAGAAUCUUUAGUAGGAGUCAUGAGCUUGAGUGGCAACACCAAGCAACAUGGUCUAUUGCUGAUGUUGGAAUCAGUAGCUUUCGCGCGAUCAAAUCCAGCACAAGAACCAUUGUCAAUGCUGCUAAAGCAAUAUUCAAGCCUAUUUCUGAUGUUACAAAGGGAAGCAGGCAUGUUAACAACAGAGAAAUUGCAAGGAAUUCACAGUGGAAUAAGCAGAAGCAGCCAACUCGAACGUGGACUAGUUCUGAGGUUCCUCUGCUUCCAUAUGCGAGAUGGAUGUUCGUAGCAAGAAAUGUUAGCAAAAUGCUGUAUUGGCUCCAAAUACUAUCUGCAACAGCAUGUUUGGUGCUAUCAUUAAUGAAGCUUGUAUUAAGGAACUUUGGUGAAGUGGCCAAAGGAGAUACCGAUAAGAGGAAUAGGAAAAGUGCUCUACUUAUAUUCUAUUCUCUCGCCUUCACGGAGGCAUUGCUUUUUCUCUUGGAAAAAGCCUAUUGGGAAUGGAAGAUCAACUUUUGUAGUCUGUUGGAGAAGGUGAAUAAAGAGUGUGAAUUGGGGCCAUCAGGUAUGACUUCAGUCAGAAGGUUUUUUUAUGAUGCUUAUUCGAAAAGUGUUAAUGGGAGCAUAUUUGAUGGUCUAAAGAUGGAUAUGGUUUCAUUUGCUAUUGAACUCUUAGCCUCUAACUCACCUGAUGAGCAACUCAUCGGUGCUAAAAUCUUGCGAAAACUUGCUACGAGUCCACGGUUUUGUGAUGACACACUUCAGAAGAUUGGAACAAACAUAGUAGUAAUGGAAAGGUUGGUUGAGAUGCUGAAUUGGAAAGACAUACAAGAAGAAGAGUUAAGGCUAUCAGCAGCAGAGAUUAUAUCAAAGCUUGCUGGUAAAAAGAAAAAUUCUCUUCGUGUCGCGGGUAUACCUGGUGCUAUGGAGUCCAUAUCUUCACUUCUCCAAAUCAGCAGAGGGCCUACUGGAGCAAAUGAUGAAAUAUGUGAAAAGAGAAUCAUCUUUGACAAUGAAAAUUAUGGAUUUUGGAUAUUCAAUCAUUUGGGGCUGCUGAUUUUAAAGAAACUUGCUCGCGACCACGAUAACUGUGGAAAAAUAGGCAAUACUAGAGGUCUUCUGCCCAAAAUUAUAGAGUUCACACAAGCAGGAGAGAGAUUACUAAGAGAUGAAUCAGCAACACCAACGCAGAUAUUGACACUAAAACGAUCUCUUCAGGUCGUAAAGAUGUUGGCGAGCACAGCAGGCGCCACAGGUAAAGAGCUAAGGAGAGAGAUUUCAGAAAUAGUUUUCACUAUUAGCAACAUUAGGGACUUAUUAAGAUAUGGGGUGAGACAGCCUACUCUACAACACUUGGGAAUAGAGAUCUUGAAAAGUCUUGCAUUAGAAGAUGAUGCAACAGAGAGAAUUGGAGGCACCGGCGGAAUCCUUAAGGAGUUGUGCAACAUUUUCCUCAAGGAGUCCAUACCGAACAAUCAUGGUCAAGUAAGAAGUGCAGCAGGAGAAGCACUAGCUAUGCUGGCACUUGAAAGCAAGAACAAUUGCCAUAGGAUAUUGAAACUCAAGGUCACUGGAAAGCUCGUCGAAGCAUUGGAAGUUCCAUUGCUUCGAGUAAAUGCAGCAAGAAUCUUGAGAAACUUAUGUGUCUACAGUGGAUCAGGUUACUUUGAAGAAUUGAGGGAACUUGCUGUUGCAGGACCAACUGUACUCAAAGCAAUAAUGACAGAGGAAAACAAGUUACAGGAAGUAAUGAUGGGAGUAGGUGCACAUAUAUUCAAGUUUACAACACCAGAAGAGUCGAGCAUCAUGUUCCAGAGAGCGAAAAUUCAAGAAGCUGAAUUGGCUGCAAAACUUGUUGAGAUUCUUAGGAAGCAUCAACAUCCAUCAAUUAAGGUUCCAAGAAUUAGGAGGUUUGUCAUAGAGUUGUCGAUCUGGAUGAUGAGAGAUAAAAGAACAAACAUUCAAGUGUUCAGAAAUCUGGGAAUGGAUAAGGAAAUGGAGUACAUUAUAGAAACUACGUCAGAGCUAGAGAGCUUUAAUGUUUUCUCAGGAACAGUUGGAAUGAAUCGACACACUGUGACAAUUCAUGCGCUGGUUGAUACUGCAAUGAAGUUGUUGGCUGGGGAAAAGGAGUGACAGAAACUUCAACAGUUAUUGCACAAACACUGUUUCAGGUUAAUAAUACUUUAGCCAUUCAAAUCCAAUACUGUUGUAAAUAUUUAAGUAUAUGGUAGAGCCUUCUUUUUCUCUAAUUUAACAUUAUUAUGUAGAGAGCUAUUACAGAAACAUUUCAUAAGUUACAGUAAUAUAUUGUAAUUCGCAACAAGUUCCGCUGCUGUUUAUUUU
Nicotiana tabacum (common tobacco) is the source of this 2813-nucleotide messenger RNA. RefSeq lists its product as uncharacterized. The record is from RefSeq and is a predicted model, not a curated record. NCBI's taxonomy places the organism in Eukaryota, Viridiplantae, Streptophyta, Magnoliopsida, Solanales, Solanaceae.